AUGGCCACCUUUACCAUCCAGACCGUACCUGGCGCCCUCUUUGCGACUGCGCCUGCCAUACCUGGAGGCCCCAUCCAAUUCAUAGCCCAAAAUAACUUCCCGAAUCAACAGUGGGUUUUAACUCCGGCUGGGCUCACCCAGAUAGAGAACGUGGACUUCCCUGGACCAGGCUUUGCCAGUGUUGUGGGGCCGGGUGUUGUCGACGAGCUUGUCAACGUCGGUCCAGCACCACGUAACUGGUUUAUCGCCGCGGCUGGUGGCGGAAGCACUAUUCGACUCGCAGAUGCGGAGCCAUUUUUGUUCUGGGCGCUCAAUGACGACGAUGAAGCUAUUCUCGUCGCUGCACCAGCAGCGAUUUUCAAUAUCGUCCCCGUCCCCUUCCCCGGCUGA
Messenger RNA from Laccaria bicolor S238N-H82, 390 nucleotides. It is a transcript of the gene MISSP13.4, whose product is annotated as GPI-anchored small secreted protein. Bases 1 to 390 code for a protein of 129 amino acids. The record is from RefSeq and is a predicted model, not a curated record. Lineage: Eukaryota; Fungi; Basidiomycota; Agaricomycetes; Agaricales; Hydnangiaceae. The transcript has 4 exons.